Molecule: messenger RNA, 7096 nt
Organism: Rhinolophus ferrumequinum (greater horseshoe bat)
Lineage: Eukaryota; Metazoa; Chordata; Mammalia; Chiroptera; Rhinolophidae
Gene: GPR137B
Product: G protein-coupled receptor 137B
Exons: 7
Coding region: 189-1346 (385 amino acids)
Biological process (GO): negative regulation of osteoclast differentiation; regulation of autophagy; negative regulation of bone resorption
Cellular component (GO): lysosomal membrane
Source: RefSeq, a predicted model, not a curated record
GCGGAGGCGCGGCGCCACCAAUCGCAGACAAAGGCCGCCCCGUGAAUCAUGUGGUGCCGGGAGGAAGUCGGCUUGUUGUCUUUCCUCCCGCCGCUGGCCCGGGCGGAACGAUGCGCGGAGACCCCCGCGGGGGUGGCGAGCCCCGAUGAGGUCCGAGCCCCCAUCCGCGCCACAGCGCCCCCGGCCCGAUGGCGGCCCCGCGCUGGGACCCGCUGCGCAACGACUCGCUGCCGCCCACACUGACGCCGGCGGUGCCCCCCUACGUGAAGCUCGGCCUCACCAGCGUCUACACCGCCUUCUACUCGCUGCUGUUCGUGUUCAUCUACGCGCAGCUGUGGCUGGUGCUGCGCUACGGCCACAAGCGGCUCAGCUAUCAGAGCGUCUUCCUCUUCCUCUGCCUUCUCUGGGCCUCCCUGAGGACGGUCCUCUUCUCCUUCUACUUCAGGGACUUCGUGGCAGCCAACGCGCUCAGCCCCUUCGUCUUCUGGCUGCUCUACUGCUUCCCGGUGUGCCUCCAGUUCUUCACCCUCACACUCAUGAACUUGUACUUCACCCAGGUGAUUUUCAAAGCCAAGUCCAAAUAUUCUCCAGAAUUACUCAAAUACCGGUUACCCCUCUACCUGGCCUCACUCUUCAUCAGUCUCGUCUUCCUGUUGGUGAAUUUAACCUGCGCUGUACUGGUGAAGACGGGAAGCGGGGAGAGGAAGGCGAUCGUGUCCGUGCGCGUGGCCAUCAAUGACACACUCUUUGUGCUGUGUGCCAUCUCUCUCUCCGUCUGUCUCUACAAAAUCUCUAAGAUGUCCUUAGCCAACAUUUACUUGGAGUCCAAGGGCUCCUCUGUGUGUCAAGUGACCACCGUCGGCGUGACCGUCAUCCUGCUGUACGCCUCCCGAGCCUGCUACAACCUGUUCAUCUUAUCGUUUUCUCAGAGCAAGAACGUCCAUUCCUUUGACUACGACUGGUACAAUGUAUCAGACCAGGCCGACCUGAAGAACCAGCUGGGAGAUGCUGGCUACGUAGUGUUUGGAGUGGUCCUUUUUGUGUGGGAGCUCUUACCUACCACCUUAGUUGUUUACUUCUUCCGAGUUAGAAAUCCUGCAAAGGACCUUACCAGCCCUGGAAUGGUCCCCAGCCAUGGCUUCAGUCCCAGAUCCUACUUCUUUGACAACCCUCGGAGAUAUGACAGUGAUGACGACCUUGCCUGGAACAUCGCCCCUCAGGGUCUUCAGGGAAGUUUCGCUCCAGACUACUAUGAUUGGGGACAACAGAGUAACAGCUUCCUGGCACAAGCGGGAGCUUUACCACCAGACUCAGUUUUGGAUCCUGACAAACCAAGCCAUGUUUAGCACCAGUUAACAGUUUUAUGGAAGACUCCUCAGUUGAAAGCUUCUGAAAGCUUCAGAAAGACUAACUUCAUGACAGCUGAAUUUUUAGGGCACUUUUCCUUACUCAAGUGGACUUGAUUUUUAUUUGUUACAGGUUUCUAAUGGCUCCAUAGACUAAGCAAUAAUAACUUAGAUUGAUAAAACCUUAUUUUAGUACUAAAAAGGGAGCCUGGCUGCCUAUCUCAGUGGGUAUAAUUUAAACUUUAAAAAGUUCUGUACUUUUAUAAAGAUGUAUUUUAUAUAACUUAAUAAUGCUAAAAUAUACUAGGGGUUUUUGAGAAUGUUAUUGCAAUAUAUGUUCUAGUUUGCACAGACUUUUAUGCAUAAUUCACUUUAAAAGUAUACAGUAUAUGGUCUGAAGGUUUUUUAAGGCUUUUGGACUAAAGUAUUCCUCAAAUCCUUACCUCUUCAGGUCACUCAGAUUCUGAGCUCCACGCUGGUAGACUAGAUACAGCUGACGACUACAAAGCCAACGCUGGUAGACUCCAAAUACAGCUCCAGGGUUGAAAGUUAGAAAGUAGCAGAAUGUCAACAGACUCCAUAUGAGGUAACUGGCUCCUUAGAGUUCCUUUAGGACCAGCGAGGUGAUCCCUCCAAGAGUCUCCUCAAUUUUGCCAAGAUUGGCACUCCUGUUCAAGAGGUCACUAAUGUAUACACUCCAAUGCUAAGGGUAAAAAUGUCGAUAGAGUUAACCUAAACUCUUAAAACUCCUCUGCGCUCUCCAGAGAUUUUGCACAGUUUUUCAGCCCAGUGAAGUCUAAGACCUAUUAUACCUCAGGACUUCAGCAAGACAGCACCUUUCCCAACUCACUGACGGUUCGUUACAUUCAAGGAACAAAGAAGGUGUUCUCAAAAGGGGAUUAAUAAAAAAUACCCCUGGCGCAUGAGCCAAAAGACUAUAUGGAAUCCUAACAGUUUUCCUUUCAUUCCCAAACAUACUUAAAACAAUGCCCUUUAUUUUUAAAUAGCCCUGAAAGCAGCCCACUAGAAGCUGCGUGUUUAAAAUGGGAAAAGCACUGCAAUAUUCUCUAGUGUGAUUCCUGUCUCUUAGUCAAGUAAAACGGGCAGGUUCCAGACCACUGCUUAUAAGCUGUUUAAGUGAAACACUUGUCAUGCAAUACUAGUUUCCCCGACAUAAGUGCCAUUCUGAAACCUCCAAGAGAUAUGUAUAUAAUAUAUAUAAUAUAUUCUGCAGUUGUAAAACUGCCUAUAACUGGAGACUGGCUCUUGAAGGCGGUUAAAUACUCUGAUUUUCUACAAAACAGAGGUAAGGUACUAGGGCAAGUCCUGUUACCAGAGAAAGUGUUCUGCUCUGCCGAGGGCGUCUCACAGCUUGGGACAGGGAGGGCGGGGGAAGAGCUUCUGUCAGUACGUAUCGUACCUACACGACAACCCCCCGUUCAGAUGUCUCUUACUUCCCAUUUUGGUCUUCAGGAAUAAUUUAUCUCUGGGCACUGAUUUCACAGAGAUCAAAUCUACUUCUCCUAUCUUGAUGGUAUUUAAAAUUGGGAUUUCAUGUUUUACGUGGUCAGGAUUGGGGUUUUCAUUUAUACCUUGCAUAAUGGCACAUAACAUUCUUGACUUUCAGUGUGGAAGAAUUUGGGUCAUGUAUCAUUUAAAAUAGUUACUUUCAGGGGAAAUUCUACACUGAAGCAAAAUUUGCACUGAUUAUUCAGGUUGCCUUAAGAUAUUUUAAGUGUUAAUCUAAACAGCUCUAAGAACACCCUGACUUGUCACUUACCACACUGUUUUUGUUACUAAUACUUAGGAGAAUUUAAAGGCAUACUUAGCAUAUGCUUAAAACUCCUUUACAUCAAUCAGGCUUUCAGAAAGUACUGCAUUCUUCAGUAUUAGCUCAUUCCAGGGUAGAUAUAUUUUUAAAUACAGUGAUAAAAAUAUCACUAAAAUCAUGCAAUUAUACUCAUCCUAUGAUGUAUAAACACUUUUUUUAUUGUUAUUACUGGCAGGAAAAUUGAAAUAGUUAAUAGGCAUUAACUAGUAAAAGCCAUAAUCUAUUUUUAUGAUAAAGCUGCUAGUAUUUAUUUGAACUACUUUUUAUUGGAAAGGAUAAAAAUGUUCUAAGUGCCUGUUUUUCUCUUCGUCCCCUUUUUAAAAAGUAAUGCUAAAGCACAAACACAUCUAGACUAUUAAAAACUAUGUGUCACAUGAUCUGUCUCUUUAGUAAACACUCAUGUAUAUACCCUGUGAAAUGGUCCAGGUAUGGAUGGAAAGGAAAGUGCAAAUUCCCUUGAGCUUCCCAACUUACUUGUGCUGCGAAGUACACUAACAACGCUACUCCUUACAUGAAACAGGAAAGGCUAAGAGAAGUCAAGGAAUGGUGAUUACUGGUUCUAAAGUUCCCAAAUGUCCUCGUUUUAAGGAAACAUAAUGAAAGUUAAAAAUUGAUGGGGAAGAGUCAAUAUCCCUAGAAAUUUUGUGCCUCCCUGUACUCGGAUUCAGCACUAAAAGGCUGCCUGCGAAUGCUUCUGGCAUCUAUAAGAAAUACGUGGAGGCAGUGAACUGCAGAAGUAGGCACCUAAGAAAUCCAGCUGAUUUGUGUAGCCAUCUUUCAUUGGCUCUUUUCCCUUUUCACAAUUAACCCAUUUCAUUGAGCCGGUGAACAAGGCGUCUGGGGCGUCCUACAUACACCUGUGGAGGGUGAGAAGCUUUGACUCUUAAGGUGUAUGUACAGUUAUCAACCACAGUUAGGUCCGUUCUUACCUGAGUAUGUCAGGCAUCUCAGGCAUAUCUCAGUGAGUAACUGUGCAGGUACCACGUUUGGCUGCAUAGAUUAGGCACAGUCAUUAGUGCAGGCCCAGAUUUCCUCUUUUUACCAAAAUCCCAAGGACCGCUUUUUGGUGGCCUUGCUCACUUAACCCCUAUUAAGAGGAGAGGAAUAAGCAUUAGGAAAGCCUGGAGCGUGAGAAGUGCUUUGAGAACAUUCCCAUUUAUCGUUACAUAGUGCAUAUUACUAGAAUUGCUUUUAGUUUUUAGCAGUAAAGGUGAACUUACUUGAGAACUAAGGGUCUAAAUAUUUGAAACUUUUAUCAAGAUUUCCAACUAAAGAAACUUGGUUAAAAAAAUACUUGCUUUCACUUUAGAUGACCACAUGGUAAAAUAGAGACUGGUCUGGGGCUGAUCAAAGACACAGCUAAUAGGCAUUUCCAUUUUUUGUCUAUGUGAGAAUUUUAAUUAACAUUUCAAACUACAUCCAGUGGUACCUCGGUUUUCGAACAUAAUCCGUUCCGGAAGACCGAGUUCUGAAACGUUCGAAAACCGACACACAGUUUCCCCUUAGAAAGUAGUGCAAAAUGGAUUACUCCGUUACAGACCUUUAAAAUCAACCUCUACAACUGCAAAUUUAGCAUGAAUUUUACUGUCUAAUGAUACCAUAGAUCCAUAAAAUUUAUGGCGUUCGUAAACCGAAACGUUUGUCCACGGAGACGUUCAAACACCGAGAUACCACUGUAAUGCUGCUUAAGACUUGUCACGGUCCAGACGAAGGAGCUGUUGGAAAGGAUCAGGCUGAAAAAGCCAGUGUGUGCCGAGUGCCUGUGACGUGACAGGCACGGCUCGGACGUGGUGUCUGUGGGCGAGUCCACAAAGGCAGCAGCGCUCUCCCAUCAGCCACGCUGGCCACCGCCGGGGCCAUGAGGAGACCGUGCACCAAAGGGUCACAGGACCUGGAAGUCUGCAGUGAUGUCCUUGUGGCCCAACUUCAAUCUGCUGAUUUCCCGUCCCUGUGGCCCAGCUCCUCUGGGCCUGGGCGCUGAGGGUGGGUUCCUUCAGCAUGAGGUUCUGAGACUCGCUGCCCAGGUCAAGUGUGGGUUCCGGCCUCAGGCCAAAUCCAGUGACCCAGCAGCACCUACUGGUUCCUACCAAGAUGGAUUCCUUACCUCUGUUCCUUGACCUGUGGCUGGGACCUGUCCUGUGUUUCCCCAUAAAUGGACUAUACCUUGCCAGCGUUAAUUCUUUGCCCCCAAACCUGGCCUUACCUACCACUCAGAAUACGAGACUGCCUCCAGGAGACCUUCUGCGUCUGGACUGCAGCCUCUGGACUGGAGCUCAGAUGUCGGCUCUCUUCAGCCGACAUGAGCCACACAACCCCUCCCUUUCACGACUGCUCCCUGUCACCAGGUCCUUUUCUUGACUCAAUCUCAGUUUCCCGUGCACCUUAUUAACCUACAACAGCUCUUCCAGGCUCCUUGCAGUUCCAGGUCCUGGAAGGCAGUGGCUGAGGUGUUAAAGGGAAAGAGUACGUUUGGGAUAAACAAGCAGUGCUCUACCAGGGCCACGCGAUUUGUGUCACUGGUAUGUCUGGUGAAGAAAUCCACAGGGAAAGUUAAAUUGUAUCAGAACACUACAUGACAAGUGCUCCCUCUGCUCUGACCGAGGGGUGUUAGAUGGACGACUUAAAUGGAUUUUACUCAAUCUGUGACAACUCAAUGACACUGUCAGGCAGACACAGGUUCAUCCACAUUGAGGGCACCUUCUCCACUAGACAGGUUUCUGUUAGCUGUUCCUCUUCAACUGAUAGAAUCUCUCUCUUGGUGCAUUCUCAUUCGAAACGAGAUGUAACCUACUUAGGUUGUGGAAUUCAUAAAUUCUGCGCUGGUUGGGAUACUUGUCUGUCUGUUCGCGCUGCAUCCCCAAUCCUGGAACAGUGAACGAGCGUCAGACCCUGCUCUUUGGGCAGACCUCGUUUUUAAGCUGACUUCUGGCACUUUUAUCCACUGCCUAUUGACUUUAUAGGUUUAAUGCUCAUUUAUGGGGCCCAUCUAUUUUCUUAUGAAUCUUGGACAGAUAUCCAACUUUUGGACAUAGAAUUCAUAAUGGAAUAAAGAAGGAAAUAUGGAUUUGCUAUGUAGUUCUCAAAUGAUUCUUAGAAGCUAAGUCUAAAAAUAGAAGCCCUGAGAUGAAAUUCUGUCUACACAGGCACUACAAAUCCUGCUUCUCCUUGCCCUUACUUGUUUGAGCACUGGCAAGUAGAAUGCAGAAAUAACACAACAGGCAGUAAAAAGUAGAUCUGUAUCAGGUAAAGUAUCAAAUUAAAAGAACAGUGACUUUUAACACAUUGAAUGGUUAAAAGUGCAAUCCUUGAGAGAAAACACUGAGUUGGGCAGAGUUUUAGAGGGAUCCAUUGUGUUAAAGGAUUUUUUUUUAAAGCUCAUAUGGAAUAAACAAGAACAGCUAAAGAAAAUCGUGGGGGGAAAAAAAGGUGAGAAUGAGACAGGACCAAUGCCCCAAAUAGUAAAACAUAGACCCCGAGUAAUUAAAAUAGUGUGGUCCUGGUGCAUGAGUACAUAGACCAGUGAAAUAGAAAGAGAACCCAGAUAGAGAGCCAAGUUCUCGUGAGAUUUUAGGUAUGAUAAAUGUAACAUCUCACACUCGUAGUAAGGAAAAGAUGAACAGUUCAAUAAAUGAUAUUGGAAUAACUGGGUAAUCAUCUGGGCAAAAAUUAGUUUGGAUCCAUAACUUACACCUCAUGCUAGGAUACACUCCAAAGAAAUACAAAUUUAGAUUUAAAAAAAUUAAAACAUAAAAUUUCCAGAAGAAAAUAUAGGUGAAUUAUUGCUAUGGAAUGAAGAAGGCAUUCUGACUCACAGUCCAGAAACCACUAAAACAAUAAAUUAGACUGCAUAAAAAUAAAAAUUUGCAUGGCAAAACCACAUUAAGCAAACCACAUUAGGUCAAAAGAUAGGCAACACAUC